Molecule: messenger RNA, 1371 nt
Organism: Aspergillus oryzae RIB40
Lineage: Eukaryota; Fungi; Ascomycota; Eurotiomycetes; Eurotiales; Aspergillaceae
Product: tRNA (guanine-N2-)-methyltransferase
Exons: 4
Coding region: 1-1371 (456 amino acids)
Biological process (GO): methylation
Cellular component (GO): cytoplasm
Molecular function (GO): nucleic acid binding
Source: RefSeq, a predicted model, not a curated record
AUGGAAUAUGUGAUCCGCUUCGCGCAGGUCCACGAAACCUUUCGACGACCGGAAAUCGAGUCUCUGGCCGCUUUGGCCGGGAUUGAUCUGGAAAUACUAUAUUAUGACCAGUUUUCACCAUACUGCGUAAUAAGAGUACCAACCGAAGCAGAUGCGCGCACUCUGAUCGCACGCAGUAUCUUAGCCAAAGACAUCUUCGAACUCUGGGGCCAAGGCACCAACUAUGAGGAAGUGCACGCCGACGUCCGCAGGCGGACACAGCACCGCUGGGAUGAGUUCAAGAAUGUCUCUUUUCGCUUCACUAUUGAUUCAUUCUGCGGGAAGCGCAAGAUAGAGGCCAAGCGAGCUAUCAUUCAGUCGUUCUCGUAUGUGGGAUUUGACGGCCCAAUCCGAAUGAAGAAUCCAGAUGAGGACUUCUGGGUCCUGGAAGAUUUCGUUUCGGACGUUGAGGUCGCCACAAGAACGCCAGGUAAUACACAUGCCUAUAGCGAGGCCCUGGAGCCUAGGAAGAUCUAUCUCGGUCGCUGGAUUGCUAACAGUAGUCGCAAUAUCGUCUCCAAAUACGACUUGAAGAAGCGUCGGUAUAUCAGUACGACGUCUAUGGAUGCUGAGCUGAGUCUGGUCACGGCGAAUAUGGCUCACGCAGCUCCUGGGAGAUUGUUCUAUGAUCCUUUCGUAGGAACAGGAAGUUUCUGUGUUGCGGCGGCGCAUUUUGGAGCCUUGACCUGUGGGUCGGAUAUUGAUCCCCGGAGUUUCAAGGGUAGGGAGAAGAAUGACAAGGAGCCUAUGGGGUUGUUUACCAACUUUCAACAAUAUGGCAUCGAGAGCAAGUUCAUGGAUGCGUUCUCUUCGGACUUGACGAAUACACCGCUGUUGAACCGCCAGUUCUUGGAUGGUAUUGUCUGUGACCCUCCCUAUGGUGUUCGUGAAGGCCUUAGGGUUUUGGGAACUCGAGAUGGUAGUGGUCGAGAAGAGGUUAUUAUCGAUGGUGUCCCAGCACAUUAUCGACCUGGUUACAUUCCUCCCAAGAAACCUUACGGCUUCGAAGCAAUGCAGAAUGAUAUCCUCGCUUUCGCAUCCAGAACUCUCGUCACCGAUGGUCGCCUAUGCAUGUGGAUGCCCACCUCCAUCGACGAGGAUGUGGAGUUGCUAAUUCCCAUGCACCCACACUUGGAAGUUGUCAGCGUUUCUGUGCAGCCGUUCAAUCAAUGGUCCCGCCGAUUGAUCACUUACCGAAGACUACCAGAAGGGCAGGUCUCAGACAUCUCCAAGGCACGACAGAAGGGUGAUUCGGAGGGAAUCAGCGCCGAUGACCUGAACGCGUUCAGGAGAAAGGUAUGCCAUCAAUAUACUCUAUCAUAUGCCCCAUAG